UUUUUUGUCAAUGUGUGUGUUGUUAUUGAGAAAAAAAAAAGUACCACCCAUCAGUCCAGUGGUGCGUCAUUCCGUGAAAGUAUUUGCAGUCUAAAAAUUGUGAAAAAUUAAACAAAAGAAUUAUCCCGAUUACCAUUAAAUAGUCAUUAAAUUACGGAGUGCCAUGGAGGUGUUGGAUCCAACUGUCACUCAUGAUGAUGCCCCACUUUGUGUUAAUGAUUCUUUAGAAAAAGUGACUCUGAGGCAAAUUCCGAGUGACACAAAGUCAUCUGUUAAAGCGAGACAUGUUCUGGGAUUUCUAGGAUUUCUAGGUUUUGCCCUAGUUUAUGCAAUGAGAGUCAAUCUCUCAGUGGCUAUUGUCUCGAUGGUAAAUCAGACAGCAUUUCCGGACAACGACAACGAGACAAACACCGAUGUCUGUCCCAAAGUCAUUCCAGUCAACGAGACAUUCAUUCCCAGCCCAGGAGAAUUCAACUGGGACGAGAAAACCCAGGGUGUGAUCCUGGGAUCAUUUUUCCUGGGUUACGUUAUAACGAAUGUACCUGGUGGUCGAAUGGCGGAGAAAGUAGGUGGAAAGCUGGUGUACGGUCUCGGUGUAUUGCUCACAGCAAUUCUGACAGUAGUAAGCCCAUGGGCAGCCUAUUGGGGUCUCCCAGCAUUUCUUGUUGUUCGUAUCGCAGAAGGCUUCACCGAGGGUGUAACAUUUCCAGCGAUGCACUCAAUGCUUGCCCACUGGGUGCCCCCAAUGGAGAGAAGUAAAUUCGCAGCCCUGGUAUACGCGGGUUCAAAUUUCGGAACAGUGAUAUCCCUCCCACUGAGUGGAUGGCUGUGCUCUCUGGAUCUCUGGGGUGGUUGGCCCCUAGCCUUCUACUUGUUUGGCAGCCUAGGAAUAAUAUGGUACAUAUUCUGGUUAUUUUUCAUCUACGAUACACCAGCUCAGCAUCCAAGAAUCGAUAUCCAGGAGAAGCUGUACAUCGAGGCGUGCGUUGAACCAAAAAAUGAUAAUGAUGACAGGGGAGUACCCUGGCUGUCAGUUCUUACAUCAGGACCGAUGUGGGCGAUAACUAUAACCCAGUGUGGUCAGGCAUGGGCAUUUUACACACUCCUGACGGAAUUACCAGCGUAUAUGGACAGAAUUCUUCAUUUUGAUGUUCAACAGGACGCCCUAUUGUCAACUCUUCCCUACCUAUCAGCCUGGAUAAUGGGCCUGGUGAUCUGCAGUCUAGCGGACAAUCUCCUGGAGCGGAGGGUCAUGACACCCUUGACAUCCAUGAAAUUCUGGAAUACCAUCGGCUCACUGGGACCUAGUCUCAGCUUUCUCGGGGCUAUUUGGGCUGGGUGUGACAGGGUAUGGGUCAUGAUCAUGCUGGCUGGUCUUGGAUCACUCCAGGGGGCUAUUUAUGCUGGAAAUCAGAUGAAUCAUAUUGCACUAGCCCCGAGGUAUGCUGGAACACUUUAUGGCAUCACCAAUGCUGCAUCCAAUGCCUGUGGAUUUCUUGCUCCUUAUGUUGUUGGACGACUCAUCGCUGGGCAUGAGACACUCUCUCGGUGGCAUGUUGUUUUUUGGCUUGCUGCUGGCAUUAAUAUGCUGGCUAAUUGCUUUUAUUUAUUGUUUGCGUCGGCUAAGGAGCAGCCCUGGAGUCGAGGCAGUUGAUGAUUUGAUCAUCGCGGAAUUACCAGGCGAUCUCAUUCCACCAGUGCUGAUCGACUCGCUCUUAGCGCAUUUUAAGGGAAUUUUUAUUUUUUCUUUUGGUGGAUUCAUCUCUGAAUUUUGGGGAUUGUUCACUGAUUUUUUUAGGGGAGGAAUUUUGGGGGCUUUAUUCCCGCAUUUUUCGGUUCAUUUGAAUAUUAGAAAAUUCAUCCAAUUUCCAUUACUUAAUUUUUUACGUCUGGAGUUUAUUUUUCGACGAAUUUUUAUUGAGAUAUUCUUUUCUGUUUCAUUUUUGGUUAUCAGUUAUUUUAUUAGAGAUAAAUUUUCAUCAUUUAGAACAAUUGAGGAGUUGCAGAAUAAAAUAUUUCAGUUGAAAAAUAGAAAUUGUGAUUCAAGGACGAGAAAAAUCCGGAAUUCAGAAAAAUAUCGGGAGAAUAUCCUACAGAUUUCUCAAGGAAUCUCAAUAAAACUGAAUCAUUCAUUUUUUCAAUGAAAUAUUAAAUAAAUUAACAUCUGUCAUUAUUUCCUGGAAUAUCACAUCAUUAAUUAAAAACCUGCAUUUCUUCUAAAUUAAAAAUGUUUCUUCGCAAAGAAUUCAAGAUUUUUUGGUGCUCUCUUCACGCACCGUAAGAUAAUAAACAAAAUGGAUAAUCACAAAAGCAUCAACAGUAUAAAAAAAAUACCAAAAAAAAAACGUGAAAGGACUUGACUAAUUAAAUAAUUUAUUCUCCCAAAAAAUCGCACAAUUCGCAUAACUAACGAAACAUUUUAAAGAGAAUUAUUUCUAUGAUGAAUAUUUAUUGUUAAUACAACAAUAAUCUUUGUUGUUGAUAUUUGUUAAUUGAACAGUAGAAAUAAACUCAGGAUUUCGAUAAAUGGAUAACGAGUUGCGUGUGAAAAGUAUUUGUAAAUCAAUUGAAAUUUCGAUGACAAUGGAAAUAACAAAAAUGCCUUGAUUGAUUUUAAUUGAUGAACUAAUAAUAACGGAAUAAAGAGAACAUGAUUAAAUUAAUUGUAAUGGCAAAUACAAAGGUACAAUUUCAAUUAAUUUUUCACAUUUUAACAUAUCCGAAAUACGUAAACAGUAUAAAUUUAUGAAUUAGUGGAAAAUUACGUGAAAUUCAUUGAUAAUUAGGGGAAAUUAUUACCAGUGGAAAGCAAUAAUCGAUUAAAUUAAUGAUAAAUUACCGUAGAGA
Messenger RNA from Fopius arisanus, 2847 nucleotides. It is a transcript of the gene MFS10, whose product is annotated as major facilitator superfamily transporter 10. The transcript has 3 exons. The record is from RefSeq and is a predicted model, not a curated record. NCBI's taxonomy places the organism in Eukaryota, Metazoa, Arthropoda, Insecta, Hymenoptera, Braconidae. Gene Ontology annotation, cellular component: plasma membrane. Gene Ontology annotation, molecular function: transmembrane transporter activity. Bases 164 to 1654 code for a protein of 496 amino acids. Gene Ontology annotation, biological process: transmembrane transport; monoatomic anion transport.